AUGAAUAUCCUCUCUACUCUUCUGCUAGCUGUGACUAUUGCGGGGUUUCCUCUAGAUGCACCACUAGCCAAGCGCGACCAGCCGCAGCUAUCACCCGACGUAUACUACGACUUUCUUUUCUUGAUCAACGACAAUGCCCGAGUUGUAGGGAAUACCGAUCAGCUUGUCAUGCAGACAGCACUCAAUGAUGCUGCUGAUAACAAGGCAAGACUCGCCGCUGCACUGAGGUUUGACCCGGACAAACUCCCGUACAUGGACGUAUCUGAGCCAGACAUGGAUGAUUGCCAGUUCCAGCGAUGUCGGCUCGGUGGUUCCCGAAUUAAAAAGGAAUGGCAAGAUCGGCAGUGA
Molecule: messenger RNA, 348 nt
Organism: Linderina pennispora
Lineage: Eukaryota; Fungi; Kickxellomycota; Kickxellomycetes; Kickxellales; Kickxellaceae
Exons: 1
Coding region: 1-348 (115 amino acids)
Source: RefSeq, a predicted model, not a curated record